Molecule: messenger RNA, 2519 nt
Organism: Sclerotinia trifoliorum
Lineage: Eukaryota; Fungi; Ascomycota; Leotiomycetes; Helotiales; Sclerotiniaceae
Source: the annotation of a GenBank genome assembly
UGUCAGCACCGCCAAUAUUCACUUUUCGGCAUCUCAAACCGCCGUUCCGUCUCUUACCAACAAUCUUGCAGCACUACACAGCUAUUUUAAAAACCCCUCCCUAUACCAAGUAGCAAAACUUCCCACCGCCUCAAACCACGCAUCACCAUGCGGCCCUCCCACCUCCCACGGUCCGCGACUUCCCCCGAUCUCUCAUCUCCUCCUUUUGAUCCCACUACCAACGAAGCGCACGAAAAUACACUAAAUAGAGAUGGAGCCAUAAGUCGCGUAGAUCGAUAUUCACGAAUCUUACCAGCUGCCCCAACAAAUCCACCACCUCCUCCUCCAACAAUUGCUAGCUCCUCUCGUCCCAGUGGUCUACGCCACGUAAUACUUGCUUCCGAAAUUAAAGCUACUAUGCAAAAUACCAUGGAUUCCUCCUCGAGCACCUCUUUUCUUACCCCAACAACAUCUCAUCCUCUUGAAACAUCACGAAAACAUCGCUUUCGCCUCAAUACCGCGCGUCAGGGAAUGCAAAAAGCUUUUUCUAGUAUGCGUACGCAUGCUUCUCCUUCCAAUAUUGGUGGACUUUCUUUACGCAAAAAGAGUCCAGGUUCAGGUUCUGGUUCUGGAGUUUCUGCUAAGGUGAUGCUUAGAGACUCUGUAGACUCUGCAGCGAGCUCUGGAUCUGUGGAUAAGAUAUUAAUCGGUGCGCCUACUGGAAUGAUUAAAAAGACGCCUGAGGAGAUACAGGAGAUUUUGAGACAAUUGGGUGGUAAUGGUAAGGAUUUUCGUUCUAGUGACGGGAGUUGUGGAAGUUUUGAUGAACAUGGUGGUGCUGGGCGGAAUGUUGGGAUCGUUGGGAGAGGAAAUAGGAUAGGAGAGGAAGGGCGAAAAAUAAGAUUACAAAAGGGGAAAAGAAGUGCUAGAGCUUAUUCUACCACUUCUCAAUCAACUUCUAAUUCUAGAUCGACAUUUCUUUCAAAUAGUAUUCUUCCCUAUCCGAAAAUAUCAACAUCGAUCUCAACAUCAAGAUCAACCCACACACCUCAUGAUCAGCCCAAAUUAACCGCAAAACAACGCGGUAAACUACCCGCUCGAUCUCCCUCACCCUCUCCUUCUCCACAAAUUUCACUACCGAUUCCUUCUCUAGAACUAGAACAAGAAAAAAAACCCCUAGGAUGGUACACCACAGCCACCCUCGACGAAAUCCGCACUACGCUUCCUUCUAUCAAAAAAGAAGAUUUGAUACCCGAUGAAGAAAUACCAGAAUUUGUAGAGGGAUUAAUGAGAGAUUUGGAGGUAUUGAAGUGGGUUAGUGGGUGGAGGAGUGAGCAGUUGGAUGAGGAGAUUGAGGAGGUGAGGAGGAUGGGUGGGAGGGGUGGAGAGGAGGAUGGAAUGGAUGAGGAUGAAGAUGAAAAUGAUGAGGAGGAAGAAGAAGAAGAGGAAGAAGAAGAAGAAGAAGAAUACACCUGGCCCCAAACCAGCAAAAUAAACCCCCGCUUCAUAGACAGCGGCUGGUGUCAGGAAGAAAUCAGCAGUUCUGGGGUUGGAGCCCGCUGGUUUGUAUUUGAUGAUGUGGAGAAUAUACUUGGAGGACCGAAAUGUCCGAUUACAUAUUCGGCUGAUGAUGUUGAAGAUGAUGAAGUUGAGAAUCAGGAUGAACAUGAACAUGAGCAGAUCACAGAGACGCAGGAUAUGAUUGAGAAAACCCAACAAAUCACCACGGGAGAUGAUCGAUAUAAAAUUGAAGAGGAUUUCGCAGCAGAAGAAGAAUUUGAUGAGGAUGCGAGACAGAUUACUCGAGAGGAGAUUCUGAGAGGGGAGUUUAAGUUUACGCAGGUUGAGAUUUUGGAGAGGGAGGGAAUGAUGUGAGGGUUUUCUUCUGUUCUUUCUGUAUUUUUUUGUUUGGUAAUGGUCUCUUUGAUUAUGGUUCUUUUCUUGAUCUUUGGUGCUUGGUUUGGGGUUGGGUAUGUGGUUUUCGGUUGAGUUCUUUGAUACCCGGGGUAAUUUGCGUGAGGUUAAUUUCUUAAGGUAAUUUGGCAUUGGAAGGUUUAUGGAUGGCCUACAAGAAGGGUGGUAUGAUAUAACUCAUUAUACACUCAUUGAAAAGAGAAUCUUCAUUCUUUUUCUUUUCUCCUAUCUCCUUCCUUCUCCAUUCCCCAUCGAUAUCUCUCCCCCAAAAGAUCAGCACUUCAAUGCAUAGGAAUCCGAACAUCCACAAAAAGCCCGUCACGCAAAUCCGUCAGUAUACUCACUACUCACUCAACAACCUCUCUAGCUAACCAUUUCUCUCGAAUUUCAAGACAAACUCUUUGACUAUUUAUGAUUCAUUACCCACCAUAGAGAAGCAAAUUCAUCCUCGAUUCUUUGUAAAAUAUAUUCGUAUUCUAUAAAAGUGUUAGUGAUACUCAAGUGUAUAUCGAAUCUUCCAUAACCUACAGUUUCUAUAUCUGUCCAGAAGAAGGAGAAGAGGGAGGACAAAAAGGAUAAGAGGAAGGAUAGAAAGUGCCAGAGCAAAAUAAAUGUAUCGUUAGUAU